Molecule: messenger RNA, 1717 nt
Organism: Boleophthalmus pectinirostris (great blue-spotted mudskipper)
Lineage: Eukaryota; Metazoa; Chordata; Actinopteri; Gobiiformes; Gobiidae
Exons: 6
Coding region: 31-837 (268 amino acids)
Source: RefSeq, a predicted model, not a curated record
UCUCCCAAAUUGCUUCUGCUUAGAGAAAUCAUGAAAUUUCUAAAUCUGUUUGGUCGCCUCAAUUCUGUGGUUAUUGGCAUGGUUCAUGUAAAAGCCUUACCAGGAACACCGCUUUCUUCCAUGAAAAUGUCUGAAAUUGCAGAGGUGGCUUGUAGAGAGGCUGAAAUCUACAGUGAUGCAGGAGUGGACGGUCUGAUUAUUGAGAACAUGCAUGACAUCCCGUACACAUUCAGUGUGGGCCCAGAGGUGUGUGCAUGUAUGACCGCUGUCUGCUCUGCUGUGAGGGGCCAGUGUCCAUCUCUGCCUCUGGGGGUCCAAAUCUUGUCCUCUGCUAACCACCAGGCCCUGGCUGUCGCUUUGGCCUCAGAUCUUAACUUCAUCAGAGCUGAGGGCUUUGUCUUCUCUCAUGUGGCUGAUGAGGGCCUGUUGAAUGCAUGUGCUGGAGAGUUACUCAGAUACCGUAAGCACAUCGGAGCAGAGCAUGUGCAUGUUUUUACAGACAUCAAAAAGAAACACAGUUCACAUGCUUUGACCUCAGAUGUGAGCAUUGCAGAAACAGCUCGCGCUGCAGAGUUCUUUCAGGCAGACGGUCUCAUCAUCACAGGAAGUGCCACUGGAGUGCAGGCAGACCCACAACAGCUCAGAGAGGUUUCUGAAUCUGUGAAGAUACCCGUUCUGAUUGGUUCUGGAGUCACAUAUGAAAAUGUGGAAGAUUACAUGGAGGCAAAUGCGAUGAUCAUAGGUUCACAUUUUAAGAAGGAUGGACACUGGGCCAAUGUAGUAGAUGCAGAGAGGGUGAAGAAGUUUAUGAAGAAAGUGCAACAACUCAGACAAUGAGAACUGAUUCAGGCCUAACAUAAAAUAUCAGAACUAACUUUGUUCUUACCUGCUUGUUUACAUGGAGAUGGGGAUCUCUAAGGUAAGCUCAUUAAGUUACAGUUCAGAUCUGUGGAGAGGUAAGCCUGCUUACAGUAACAAUAACAAAAGUAACAGUACUUUGGACAAUCUCAUUUUUGACAUUUGUUCAGUCAAAUUUACUUUGUAUGAACUGUUUUACUGAUAAAUAUUUGUUCAAAGUCUGUGAAAAUAAUGUAUUUAAACCAUUAAUAAACAUUACAAAACAGAGCAGGGAGGAGUUGAGUCUGACUGUUAGAAACAGAAAUGAUCACAUUUGACCACAAUUAUCCAAGUUCGCUGUUGUACUAUUUCUAGGAAUGAACCUUUGAUAUGAAUACAUUUGAGCUUAGCAAUAUGUAUGGCAGACAGAACAGUACACAUAAAAAGCACGUUUAAAAGCUUUAAACCCGGUAAAUUACAAAGGUGACAAAUCAGACCGGGUCCCAAAUUGGGUAAUGACAAUCAUACUGAGAAGUAUUUCUAGGCAAAUAAAAGCAAAGCGAUAACAUUGUGAUGCAUGUGGUGGACUGAUUGACAUUGUGAGUCAAGUUACAUAGAGUGCUUUUAACAAAAAAAGUAAAACAAUAUUGUGGCAUGAAUUAUGAGUAUUUACAUUAAGCCUUUUUCCUUUUAUCCGUAAUUUGUACUAUAUAGUGAUGUAUAAUGUAAAGUGUUAACACAGAAAUGUCAGUAUAUUUUUAACCACAUAUAAAAGUCAAUAACUCACUCAUGUAACAUCCAAAUUGUUACCUAACUGGGACUAAACUUGGGACAAAACUAAUCUACAUUAGGAUUCAUUAUAAUUGUAAAAAUUGUUGUA